CUUCUCUCCUCGCUCGCUGCAAUCUAUACUAUCUUCCACCUCCAGUUGCCUAACAGUUAAUCAUCAUUCGCUUUGUCACAAGACUUACAUCCAAGUGAACAAAGGCAGCAAGAGGACAACAUGGCCGACCUGCAAGAGGCCCUCAACUGCCUCUCGCCGACCACCUGGGACUCGAUCCCCAGCAACGACCCGGACGCUCUGCGCGCCUACCUCAACGACCUCGCCACGAAAGCGCGAUUGAUCAUCGAGUCCGUUCCCGAGCCGCCGGUCGAUAAAGAAGAGAGUCCAUCUUCCACAUCUCACACGAACAACAACACCAGCCACUUACCCCCCGCCGCAGCCAUCCUCCACCCCUCCAACGCACGCGCCUCCCACCUCCUCACCUCCCCGACGUCUACUACCACAACCACUCCCCCAUCGUCAUCAUCAUCAUCGUCAGACCCCCAACCACCACCACCAUCAAUACUACCACCCCCGCCCCCUUCCAUCCCGAACAACCCCCACCACAAGGAAUGGAGCAAGCCCAUCAAGAUCUCCUCCGCCAAGGAGAACCCCCUCCACAUCCCGAUCUACAAGCUCCCCGGCGCGGACGGCAAGGGCCACUGGUUCGGCCGCCGCAGCGUGUUCGCCGGGCUGCCCUUCACGAAGUGGCACACCAAACUGUCCGGCGAGAUGGGCCACACGCUGCGCAUGAACCAGCAUCAGAUCCAGAAAGGGCGGCCGCCGGACCAGGCCGUGCGCGGCAUCGGGGCCGAGCGGCUGGUGGAGGAUAUCGAGGUCAAGAGUGAGGAUGGCGCUAGGGUUGUGGGCCGCGUCCAGGUGUACCAUGUCUCGGCCAUGUUUCCGAAGCCGACGGCGGCGCGGGAUUUUGUCAGUUUGAUUGUGAGUUGGGAGGUUGUGACGGAGGGGUUUGCGGCAGGGGAGCAGAAGGAGGGGGAGGCCGGUAGCAAGGGGAAAGAGGCGAGGAGGUGGAUGAUGGUUUCAAGGCCGUGCGAACAUCCUGAUGUGCCGCCGACGCAGAAUUACAUUCGGGGGCAGUAUGAGAGUGUCGAGUUUAUUCGGGAGAUUCCGGUGUACGAUGAGGAGGAGGGGGAGGGUACUGGUGGUGGGGCAGGGAAGGAAGUGGAUGGGCAAGAGGUGCAGGAAGUGCAGAAGAAACUGAAUCCCGUGGAGUGGGUGAUGGUCACGAGAAGUGAUCCCGGAGGCAAUAUCCCUCGAUGGAUGGUGGAAAAGGGCACCCCCAAGAGUAUCUGUCAGGAUGCUAUCAAGUUCUUGAACUGGGCGUGUCGGGAUGAAGGCCAUAAAAAGCACGCGCAUCGCAAGUCGGGGGCUACAGAUCAUCAGCAUCAUAACCCUGGCGCUGAGGCGUCGGCGGAAGACGACGAGGAUAGCGUGUCUGAGGAUUCCAGUGACUCGGACUACUAUUCGGACACGGAAGUUGAGCAUCACGGCCUCAUUGCCAGUUUCGCAUACCUGGUCAAUGCGGGUCUGGAACGGUAUGCUCCGCAGGCCGUCCUCGACUAUCUCCCCCACGGUCAUUCGCGACAGUCGUCGACAGUCAGCACUGCCCAGGAAACUGGCUAUCCGACAGACGACAAGGAAGAUCCGCAAACUGAGCCAUCACCCACAACAACAACUACUACUACUGCCAAAGCCACCGAGCCGGAGUUCAACGACGCAGCCUCGCAAGGAAAAGCCUCUGUCGCCUUCUCCGCCAAUUCGGCCUUCGACUCCGCCGUCGAGGCCCCUCCGGAUGUCUCCGCCAUCGAACAGAUGACCCUCAACAAGAAGGGGAAACUCUCAUCCCACGAGAAGCAACUGGCCAAGCUGGCGGAGCGCAAACGCAACGUUGAGGCGCAGCUGGACCGUGUUCGCUCGGAGAUCCAGGCCCUGCAUGUCGAAACGACUCCAGCUUCCCCCCCACAAACAGCCACGGCUGAAGGCGGCAGCAGCAACAAGCGAGACAAGGCAUCUGCAGCGGCGCUGGCCGCGGCCGGUGACGUAGGUAGCGAACAACUCAGCAGCAGUCCGGGCAGCAGCGUGCACCGGGGGGUGGCGUCCAGCGGUGGCAACAAUCACCACCAGCACCACCACCACAACCGUCAUGAGGCCGCGCGUGCGCACAAGGUGGCGUCCGGGCUGUUCAAUGAGGAGUCGAAGCUGCUGAAACAGCUGGGCAAGAUCGAAAAGGACCAGUUGAAAGAGGCGUCGAAGAUCGAGGCGCGGCAGCAGAAGCACGCCGAGAAGCAGGAGAAGUCGCGCGCCCGCGGCGAGGCGGAUGCGCUCCGGCGAGAGGUCGAGCUGCUGAAGAAGGAGGUCGAUCGGCUGCGGUCGGAGCGCAAGCAGUGGUUGGAUCUGAUCGGGUCGCUGCAGGCGGAGAAUACGAGGCUGGCGGCGCAGCAGGAUCCAGGCGCUGCCAAUGCUGCUGCUGCUGGGGCUUCGGCAACGAAGUUGAAUGAGGAGAAGAAGUAAUCGCAGUGGUAGAUGAAUCGUAGAGAUGAAUGCAGUGGCUGGUUUAGAUGGGCUUGGUUACUACCUAGGUCGGCCUUGUACAUUAUGUUGGGUUUUGAUGAGUGAGAUACAUUCCGGAGUACAGUGCAAGCACGUGGGAUC
Molecule: messenger RNA, 2613 nt
Organism: Aspergillus japonicus CBS 114.51
Lineage: Eukaryota; Fungi; Ascomycota; Eurotiomycetes; Eurotiales; Aspergillaceae
Exons: 2
Coding region: 121-2472 (783 amino acids)
Source: RefSeq, a predicted model, not a curated record